AUGUUGAUAAGAACUGGUGUUUUUUUACCUAUAGAAAUCCGGUGGGUUUGGAUGCCGACGAUAUGGAUGAUCGGUGGUGAAGACGAGAAAGAAGAAAGAAACAUGGCUGGAACAGAGGCACACACUUCCGCCUUCUCCUGCAACCCAUCUCUCCUCUCCACCACCGUCGCUGACCUACACGCUGCCCGUCAAGGAGACCCAUCUGAUCCCACUCCUUCUUGGUUCACUCCCACAAGGUACGUCUGCGUUAUCGGAGUGGCACGGGGAAGAAAGUCGACGCACGGAAGAGCAAGAAGAGCCAAUUUCAGGUUGAGUGAAAGUGGAUUUCGGGGUGAGAUUGCAAUGGCAUUUGGGGAUUUAUUAAAGACAUUAUGGGCUCCUGGGGUAACAGUUUUACCACCACGAACAUUCAAGUCCAAGCUUGCUCAUUUUGCUCCUCAAUUUAGUGGCUUCAAUCAGCAUGAUUCUCAAGGGAAGUGGGUUUAUGAUGAGAGUUAUCCUCUGUACUCUGCUUUUACUUUCCCUUUUAUAGAUGAAGGUUUCAAUUGUGAGGCCAAUGGAAUAUUGGACAAAGACUAUAUGAAAUGGAGGUGGAAGCCUCAAGAUUGCUACAUUCCAAGGUUCAACGCAACAAACAUGCUGGAUAUCACGAAAGAGAAAGGAAACUAUUGUUUCAUAUUUGUGGAUUACAAGUGCACAGUUGACCAAAUACUAAUCAAUUAA
Messenger RNA from Lactuca saligna, 723 nucleotides. The record is from the annotation of a GenBank genome assembly. NCBI's taxonomy places the organism in Eukaryota, Viridiplantae, Streptophyta, Magnoliopsida, Asterales, Asteraceae.